AAAAAAUAAUACCCGUACGAUGAAAUACCCUAGAUAAUCUAACCAACUCUCUCUAAUCUCAAACUAGCGGUACAGAGACAACAUCAAACGAAUAACUAAUUUCUAACCUCUAAAUCGCAUUUUUUUUUAUUAAUAAUUAUUUCUUUGGUGCCGAGCGACACUUUGUACUAAUCAAUCUUCAUCAAUGUGUAAAGAGGAAUCAAAUAAACACAAGUUUAUUUCCAAAUCUAAACAGAUUGCAGGAAAGUAAAUAUUUAUCUUAUUAGUCUGCAGAGUGGCGUAUGGAUAAAUACUUCAAGAACCUGUUAGUUGUUAAAAACCAAAUCUGCUUAAAUUUAUUUCAAUAUCUAUUGAUCAAUUCAACAUAGUAAUUAUAUCUUUUUUAAUAUAUGAAUCAGUUAUUUAUACAUAUUUAACAAUGGAGAAGGAAAGAUUUACUAUGCUCCUUUUGGAACCGGGAGAAAUAUUUUUUGAAGAUUAUAGCGUGCAAAUGAGAAAGGUAGAUUGUCCAAAUCCUGGAAAUAAGCAAUGGAUGGAUGGACGCUUAAAACUAUGUUCCAAAUCAUUGGUCUUUGUAAAUAAAGAUAUAAAUCAGCCAUUAAUCAAGAUUCAACUUAAGGAAGUUACAUCUGUAGAGCAGUGUACAUUGAGCAAAGAUACAACUGAGAAUAUGCUGUCAGUAGAUUGUAAACGACAUGUGGAAAUGUUAGAGAAAAAUAUAUUAGCACCGUACAGAUUUAUACACCAGAAUACUGUGUUUCAUUUCUGCUUUAAUUAUGCAAAGAUAGAAGAUUGCCUUCCGCUAAUUUUGCAAUUGCACAGAGCAGCGAGUUUAGUGACUGUUGAGCAAAAUGCUAUGAUUAUGGCUAUUGUGCACUCCAGACAAUCGCGGGUAUCCUUUGACACAUCGUGGCUCGAAGACUUGUAUGAACAAGUAGUCUUGGAGACACAAGCAAACAAAGUGUUACCACUUGUGAUAAAUCCAGGUAGAGUGUUGCUAACAACUUCAAGAAUUUAUUUUCAACCUUACAAUAAUAUGGAUCAGCAUCCUGUGCUCAAGAUUCAUCUGAAAGAUAUACUGAACAUUAUAAAGAGGAGAUUUCUGUUGCGACAAGUGGGUCUUGAAAUAAAGUCGACGCGACAAACUGACAGUAAAACCGAACAUUUAUUUCUGUCGUUUCAAAAUCACGACGAUCGAGACAAGCUAUACGACAAUUUGCUUGAACAAUCGGCAGUGUCUCUAGAAACUGUACCUCCGAAUCAAAUGACAAUAAGAUGGCAGAACGGAUAUUUAUCGAAUUAUGAUUAUAUUUUAUACGUAAAUAGUUUGGCAGAUAGAACGUUUCAUGAUUUGACGCAAUAUCCAGUAUUUCCUUGGAUCAUACAAGACUAUACUUCUGCGACUUUAGAUUUGAAUGAUAUCAGUGUUUAUAGAGAUCUCUCGAAACCUAUCGGUGCAUUAAAUCCUACCCGUCUGGAAAAACUAAAAGAACGAUAUCUGGAAAUGUCCGACCCAAAGUUUUUAUAUGGUUCUCAUUACAGCGCACCAGGAUUUGUGUUAUUUUAUUUAGUACGAAAAUAUCCUCAAUAUAUGCUCUGCUUACAGAACGGAAGAUUUGAUCAUCCAGACAGAAUGUUCAACAGUGUAGCUGACGUGUGGAAAAAUGUUUUGGUGAAUAUGUCUGACUUUAAAGAACUGAUACCAGAGUUUUAUGACAUUAGCAACGGUGGUGAUUUUCUAAUAAAUAGUUAUGGUAUCGAUUUUGGCUAUAGACAUGACGGUACAAAAAUAGGCGACGUACAACUUCCUCCUUGGGCGAACGGACCAUCUGAUUUUGUACAACAACUGAGAAAUGCCUUAGAAAGUGAUUAUGUUUCUCAAAAUCUUCAUCAUUGGAUUGAUUUAAUUUUCGGAUACAAACAAAGAGGAAUUGAAGCCGAAAAGGCUGAUAAUGUAUUUUUCCAUUUGUGUUACGAAGGAGCGGUGGAUUUAGAUACCAUACGAGACAUAAACGAUAGACACGGACUCGAAGUCCAAAUUAUGGAAUUCGGUCAGAUACCGAAGCAAGUCUUCACUCUACCUCAUCCAAAGCGUUCGACAUCGGUUUCAAAUUUAUUAUACAGUGAAACAUUAUUGGCUUCACCAGAAACUAUGUCUUCAGACAAUGCAUACGUAAAAGAAGAUUCAUUUCAUCUCAAAGAACUAAUAGUAUUUCAAGCGCAUAAAGACUGUGUGAGAAGUAUCGUGCAAAAAAAUACAAGCAACGAAAUCAUAUCAGUAGGACAAGAUGGAACACUAAAGCUGUACGAUAUAAGCGAAAGAAAAUUAACACGUAGCGUUAUCUUAUCCUCUUUGUCACUAUCGUCUUGCAUCUCGUAUUACACACCGUCACAACGGAACAUUCUCGUGGCAGGAUCGUGGGACAAUACAUUGAUAUUUUAUGAUAUCGAAUUUGGUAGAGUAAUCGACGUUCUGCAAGGACACGAGGACGCGGUAUCGUGUUUAGCAUGGAGCGCCACUCAUCAGGUCAUUAUAUCGGGAUCAUGGGAUUGCACCGCAAAAGUUUGGCGCGGAUAUACUUCCGGAUCGAAAAUUAAGCCUGCGGAGUACUUUAUCGCUCAAUUAGAUCACGAUUCUAAAAUAACUUGCAUUAACAUAUCGAAAGACGACACUAUGUUAGUGUCCGGUACGGAAGACGGAGAACUGUGUUUGUGGGGCAUGGAUAGUUACAACUUGCAAUCCACUAUCAAAGGUCAUACAUGCAAGAUAAACGCGAUAACAUUCGAUAAACAGGGUGACAGCGUGAUAUCAUGUGCGGAAGACAAAGUAUUUAAUAUAAUAGACGUUCGAACGAGUACACAAAUAUAUUCCGUUAACUUGGAAACCGUACCGUUGACGUUAACGUGGAUGGAUAUGUUCCUGUUGAUAGGCGAUGAUAACGGGAAUCUGAACAUAUGGAAUCAUCAGAAGGCUGUAUUUGUUUCACAAAUACAUUGCCACGAUGGGUCUCUUUGUGCCUUAACCCUAGCAACUGAUAGUAAUUUGAUAAUAACAGGUGGAAAAGACCGAAAAGUCAUUGUGUGGGAAUGUCAAGGUCAAUGAUACAGUAUUACGAGUGAUCGCAAUUAGUGUAUAAAAAAAAAAAAAACUGCGCGUGAUAAUGCAGAGAUAUAGGCCUAAACGAAAUUCUAUUUAGUAACAUAGUAUUUUUAUUAUUCUUUUGUUACAUUAGAGAAUAAUCGGAAUUUGUACAUAGAAUAAGUAACGGAGACCUUUAUCACAAAUUUCUCAAUUCCUGUACAACUUUUGUAUUCCAGGGAAAAACAGAAAAAAGUGAGUUUCUUCAUUUGACUAUUUAUACUAUAAUGAUAUGUAGAGUUAUAUACAUUUCGCUGUUUUGCGAAAUGAUACAUUUUCUAUAAGCUAUGUUGUGUCAGUCUUCCUAUUUUAAUCCGUUGUGUGUCGAGUAGAGCGUCGGUGACUUUCCGUUCAUACUGCGUGAUUCGCAUAUGUACACACGUAGUCAAAAAAGUUUACUUACACCAUAGAGAUACCUUGUAAUAUUUAUUAAAAGUAUAAUAAUAAUUAUUAUUGAUACAAACAAGAGAUAACAUUUAAAAUAGCAAAGCAAAAAUUUAUUAAGUUCUUGUUAUUUACGUAUUUUAUGAUAUAAAUGUUAAAAAAAGUAACAAGUAGUUACAUUCAAUAGCGAAAGUAUCAAACAGUUUGGAACGGAAAGUUUGUAUGCAACUCAUGUGGCACAGAACAUGUUAGGAAAGAUUGUAAUUUCAUAAUGUGAUAAAAACUAUUGUAUAAAACAUCAUUGUAUUUAAUAUAUUAUAUGUUAUGUUAUAUACGUUAUAUAUAUU
Molecule: messenger RNA, 3870 nt
Organism: Pseudomyrmex gracilis
Lineage: Eukaryota; Metazoa; Arthropoda; Insecta; Hymenoptera; Formicidae
Product: protein FAN-like
Exons: 16
Coding region: 419-3103 (894 amino acids)
Molecular function (GO): protein binding
Source: RefSeq, a predicted model, not a curated record